AUGUCCUCGUUCACUACCCCUGCUUUGAUAUCUGCUGAAAGAUUUUACGCCGUUUUCUGGCCGCUGAAGCACCGAACACUUUCCACGCGAGAAUACAAGCUUGUUAUUUUGAUGGCUUGGACAUUGGCUACCUUAUUUUCUACGGCUUAUAUAUUGCUUUUCUGCUUGAGUCUGCGAGCUUUUUUCGCUUUCGCUACUUUAUACGGCUUGUUACUAAUUGUGACUAUUUGCGGCCUCAACAUCGUUACUUGGAGAAAGAUUCAGCAACAAUCUGUUCACUGUUACCAAAACAGACACAUGCAAAUCCAGCGUUUGACGAAAGCUCUGUCAUUAGUAUCUGUUGGUACCUUGAGUUCUUGGAUCCCCGCAAUUAUUAUUUAUUUGUUAAGAUUUUUCGGUCAAAACACAUCUUUAAACGUUCUCCUUUUCACUUAUUUUAUACAUUUUUCCAGUUCUUUUAUCAAUCCAAUGAUGUACGCAUUAAGAAUUCCUGAGUUUAGGCAAGGUUUGCAUUUGUUCUGUUUUAGAAGUCAGGAAAAUAGUAAUAAAGGAAGAAAUAAUAUGGCAGCC
Messenger RNA from Porites lobata, 570 nucleotides. The record is from the annotation of a GenBank genome assembly. NCBI's taxonomy places the organism in Eukaryota, Metazoa, Cnidaria, Anthozoa, Scleractinia, Poritidae.